AUGCCCGCGCCGGCAAGACCCCAGACCCACCACUCACAGUUGUCAGGGGCACAAGCUGUCCAAGGUCUCCCCGCUGUCGACCCCGCCUUCACUGCGCCCGACUUUGACGUCAAAGCAUGGAUCAACAACAUCCUCACCACCGUUCCUCGUCAGUCUGAACCAACUUCAUCCACUACAACAAACAACUCCUCAUCAACGCCGGUCUCGCCAUCCCUCAGCGGCAUCAAGGGUGUAAGGUCUUCCGCCUCAUCUGUCGCGGGAGACAAUGGUGACGCAUCUUUGGACGCUUCACUCGACCUUCUUCAGACACCUGCACUCGACCCUGUCCUCGAUGAGAAGGACGGAGUCGAAGACACUUCCUCGAGCAGCUCAGCGACGCCACCAUCAAGUCGGCAAACUGCAGGACCAGCAGCAGGAUCAACAACAUCCAAAAGUCAGACAACAAUCUUGACCCAACACGCGACUACACACCUCACAAAACUGCACCUACUCGCUGGUCAGACUUCAGCAGCCCUAUCGUCCGCAACUCAGGAUAUGGUCAAGCUUCUCCCGCGUCUGACCCACGAGCUCGACCAGUUGCGCCAGGAGACAAGAGCGCUUCAGGAGGGCAUCCGUCUUGUCAGAGGAGACAUCAACACCGUCGACUCUAACGAUACCGUUCAGGCUCUGGAUCGUCUCAAGUACCUGGAUCUGGUCAAGACUCGCAUGGAGGCCACACAUUCUGCUCUUCGCGAGGCUGAGAACUGGAGAAAUCUCGAGGCAGAGGCAAAGGAUAUCUUGGCCAAGGGCGACUUCACCAGGGCUGCCACAAGACUUUCGGAAGCCGAGCGGUCACUUGUCGUUUACAAGAACACCAACGUCGAAGGCGAUCGCAUGACUCUCUUGCUCUCCCUCAAGGAUCAACUGGAGCAGCAGGUCAUGGGCAAAGUCAAGGAAGCGCUAGACCAGAAGGAUACCGCUGCCUGUCAAGACCUGAUCAAGGUCUUCGGUCUCAUCGGGCGUCAGGAAAAGUUCCAGGACUUCUACAUCUCGCAACGACGCGCACCUCUGUUAGAGCAGUGGAAGCGGUUAACACUAGCACUGAAUCUUGGUCUCCGACCAGGCGGGUCAGGCAGACCAGGCACUCCUACCACCGCCACCGCCGACUCGAAGGAUUUCACCGCCUCCCUCCAGACUUUCUACAAGGAUGCAUCCAGUAUGCUGCACGACGAGUUUGCUUGGAUCACCAGCAUCUUUUCGGACCCCUCGGCCACCAUCCACGGUCUUGUCCACGACAUUUUCUCACACAUCGACCCCAACAUGCAGGUGGCCCUCCAGCAGGUUACAAAGUCUCAGGGCGAUGAGGGGGGACUUCCUGUUCUGAUCUCGGCUUUCAUGGCAACUGAGGCCUUUGGCACUAGGAUGGAGCGCAUUGUUUCUCAACCCCUCGUCGGAAACCAGCGGGAGCACAGCGGGAACCGGUCAAGAGCAGGAAGUCUGGUCGUGCCUGAUGGCUCCAGGGACGGCAAGGGCAACCGGGCGUCGUUCAUUCAGGACAAAAACAUCGAUCUCAAGUCAUUCCAAGAUCCUCACGAGUGGGCAUAUGUUCUCUACGAACCUUUUAUGGGCUACCAGCGGAACUAUGGCAAGCUAGAGGGAGCACAUUUGAGGGCGCUGCUGACGACAUCGGUACCUGCGAUGGCACCUUACCUGGACCCUGUAACAAGGAGCAGAGGAAUCGCCAAGAGCAGCUCGCAUCUGGUCAAGAUCAUGACGAAUACCAACGCCCUUGCCUUCAACCUGGCCGAAGGAGCGAUUGGUCGGUGUAUGAGAUUGACUCAUGGUUUCGGAGCUCCAGGACUGUUGGAUGGACUCACUGGGUUCUUCAAGGACAUUAUGGAUCGCUACUCUGAGAUCUUGGCCGAGUGCCGCCAGAGGUCGGGACUGCAAGUGGAUGCAAAUGGAAACAAAAUUACCGCUGUCGCCACCGCCAAACAGAACGAGUACGGGUCACACUCUCGACAGGGCUCCAAGUACGACAACCAGCUUUCGGAUUCUGCAGAGGACACGGAUUCGGAUGGUUGGGAUGAGGAUGUGCAUGAGCAGGACCAGAGACUCUUCCAGAUGGGCUGUCGGUUGAUGGUUUUGUGUAAACAGCUCUGUCAGAGGUUGGACCAGCUGGAUGUCAAGACCAAGAAGGCGCUUCGGGGCGUUGAGGAGUUUGUUAAUAUGGACCAAAGCAACUACCAGGACGGAGGUCACCUUUCAGUCGACCAAGGAUCGUCAGUGUCGGGACUCAAGUCUGCAACAGCUAUCCAACCACCCAACGCCUCGAUCGCCCUCCUUCAGCAGUCCAACUUGAACAGUUUCCGCCUCUCCGAGAUUCUGGAGAUUGUCAAAAAGUCGAGCCUAAAGGACGAAACGACACCCAAGGACCAGAUUUCGGCAGAGACAGAUCUUGGAUUAGACCCCAAGCCUUACCACCUGUUCUUGCAGAGUCACCAACGCGCAGUUCAGUUGACAAAGCUCUGUCAGCGGUUUAUUUUCGAUUCUGUUUACAUUCCUCUGUCGCGACCAUUGGCAGAUCUGGCGUUGCUUCCUUGCUGGACCGAGGGGGUUGACGAGCCUGGUGGACUCAGCGAUAAGGUUGCGCGGAGGGUGCAUCAGUCGACAAUGGGAGGCACACGGACGGAUGUGAUCAAGUUCCGGUCCAGUCCUAGUGAUUACAUGGAGGAGCUGCUGAGGCAGUUGUUAGCGUUGCCGUUAACAUUUGGAACGUAUGAGGGAGACCCUGGUCUGAGGUUCGGGAUCCUUUCGUUACCAUAUGCGGAUCGACCCUUGGAGCUCCAGAACCAGCAGGAGUCUAUGUUUGCCGAGGGAGGCGAUGGAUCUGGAGAGAAGAGCCUGGAUGCGGAUCAGGAUCUUGGAGUUGGGUCGGCCGACAAUAAGUCUAAGGGAGAGGGUGAUGACGAUGGAGGGGAGUCAUUGGAGGAUGAGGAUGAUUUAGCGGUGAUGCAUCGCUGGAUCACGUCGCUCUCUCGGGCCGCGAUGCAUACGAUUAUCGAGCGCCUUUAUGACCCCAAUCUCGGCGAGUUUACAUCCUCACCGAUAACACCUUCUUCUGCCACCAUGGCAUCUCAACAACAACAACAGAGGAACCGGUUCGGAGGUCCCACAUCGUCGCCCGUCCCGUCGUCUUCCCCCGUUGGUGGUGUGACGGCCAACGCCAAAAAGCAGCAUUACUUGAGUCGACUCUCGGAGGCUGGUGUCAACCAGUUGAGUAUGGACUUGGGGUACUUUGUUGAUACUUGUUUGGGCUCCUUGGCGAUUGAGCCAACACCCAGUAUUCGGUCUUUGAUCAAGGCGUUGAGGAUGAGUGAGGCAGGGCUGCUGAUGGCUUUGCAGCAGAUGCAGCAGCAGCAACUGGAGCAGCAGGAACAGGAUAGCUCUGUUGAUGCUACCGCUACUGCAGAGGCAGAGUCGCCGGUGUCGGUUUCGCAGGGUGCCGGAGCAGUGCCGAACGGUGGUGCGUCGUUGGAGCCUCACCAGGUGUCGAUUGUUAUCCCUGGCGCGCCCGUGUUGCCGUACGUUUUGGCGGUUGGGGAUGAGGAUAUCCCUGGCCAGAUGGAGCUUGAGAUUGUUGUCUUCAAGUGGGUUGCUCGUCUCAAGGGUAUCACUAUUCCUUCUUCAUAG
This is a messenger RNA of Linnemannia hyalina, 3672 nucleotides long. The record is from the annotation of a GenBank genome assembly. NCBI's taxonomy places the organism in Eukaryota, Fungi, Mortierellomycota, Mortierellomycetes, Mortierellales, Mortierellaceae.